Molecule: messenger RNA, 2007 nt
Organism: Pocillopora meandrina
Lineage: Eukaryota; Metazoa; Cnidaria; Anthozoa; Scleractinia; Pocilloporidae
Source: the annotation of a GenBank genome assembly
GUAAAAGACGAAAGGAUCUACGAGGGUGACAUAUUUUUGGAUCGAAGCACUCAGUCCUUACUUCAGAGUCUGCGAAGGCGGCCAGUCCGGAGUGCCAUUUCAUCACCAAACAAAAAGUGGUCAUCAAAUGUUAUACCUUACACCUUUGGGGGCGUUAGUGAGUAGUAAUUAAAACAGUACAGCAAAAACGAGUGAAGCUCUUUAGUUCCAUAGAUUUAAGGCUCUGUUGUGGUUAUUCAUACGGACAUGAAUACAAAAAAUGAGCUCUAGGGACAAACAGCUUUUGGAAAGCUCAACACACACUAGAGCACCACGGACGUGAUUGAAGCAUCUCCAUCUAAAAAAUUUAGACCGAUGUUUUCGCUUUUGUGAAAGCUAUCCUCGUCACGCAUUGCAUUUGACAUCAGAAAUGACAUCAGAAAACACUGCCCCAUACGUAACCUAGACUAUGAUAUAGAUUAGCUUAUACCCAAUUUCGCUUGUUAUUUCCUUUCGUUAAAGGCUCGCGAGUGAGGGAAGCUGUGAAACUUGCAAUCAGAGACAUUGAAGAGCACACGUGUAUCAAAUUUGUUACAAGGAAAAACGAAGAAGAUUACAUAUAUAUUGUGUCACGUGGAAAAUAGUAAGUUCUGAUCAAGGGUAAAGAUAAGAAAGGAGGAGAAAAAUGUUGGUCCACAGGCGUCUCUGAGACCCUCUGUUCCAAGGCAAACAACCAGUCGAGCCUUCAAAUGCCUGUCAUACAACGAAGCACAUUCCAGUUAAAUUAUGCCUGCAGACGUGGCACCCUAAGAGUUCCUAUAAAAACCAAAAACUUCUUUCGAUUCUUAAAACAAAUUUGCUGUUGUUGGGUAGUACGAUGUAGGAACAAGUAGCCCUCAGGAUAUAGACUCCUCAGCUAAAAGUUUUCUCCAGUCGCUGUUUGACAUGAUCUGUUUAUUGACUCUUAGUUGCUGGUCUUCGAUCGGACGCAGCGGCGGCAAACAGCGAUUAUCUUUAGGAAAAGGUUGUGAGCGAAAGGGAACCGCUAUACACGAGUUUAUGCACGCACUGGGUUUCUUUCAUGAACAGUCCCGCCUGGACAGAGAUAAAUAUGUCACAAUAUACUGGAACAAUAUUGAGAAAGGUAUGCUAUUCAAAUUAUAACGAGACAAAAUCGUUGGAUAAUAGAGAAAAAAGAUAAAAAACAGAAAGAUAAUAUCAACUUUGAUUGAUAAUCCGGUAGAAUAGUUGUAUAGUUUCUCUUAAAAAUUUUUUUCGGUCUUCUGUUAAUAAAUUCCUCGCCUGAAUGUGCCAAAAUAGUACAGACAAAUGCACUUUCUCAGUGUUUGAAAUGUCGAAAUGAAAAACAUUGAACAUCAACUAUCAGAGCCCAGGAGCAAAACAAAGAUAGCUUUCCCAUGUAUAACUUCAGCUAUAGAUUACUUCAAUGGAAAAGCAAUAGAUUACUUCAAUGGAAAACGUGCCAAUUUCGCAACUGAUAUAAUCUGCAGGAAAAACCAUACUUGACCAAUUUUUCGCUUUUCAGGCCGACUACAUAUUGCACCGCUGAUAUGUUUCCCCUGCCACAGUUGCAAAUUAAAUUAUUCUCGAAAAUAUUGGGUUAUACAAUGAUAUCAAUAUCUUUAUUUCUGUGGCGCUAAUUCACAAGAGCUCAUAGCUAAGCCCAUCCCCUAUCUAUGUAUGAAUUAAAUCAGUGAGUUUCACUAUUUGACCUCGAUUUUUCUUCAAACACCUUCAGAUCAGCAAUUUAACUUUCAAAAAUACAAUCACGGAGACGCAGAUCCCUUGGACCUUCCUUACGAUUAUGGAUCGGUAAUGCACUAUCGAAAAUACGCCUUCACUGGGAAUGGGUUUCCGACGGUCGUUCCAAAGGAAAAGUGGGCUACCAUAGGUCAGAGGAAGGGCCUUAGUGAAAUAGACAUCAAGAAGAUCAAUAAAUUUUAUAACUGCUCCGCGUACACCACAGCAAGUCCAACACCAAAAGCCACAGCCAAACCGACAGGUUAG